Molecule: messenger RNA, 378 nt
Organism: Lytechinus variegatus (green sea urchin)
Lineage: Eukaryota; Metazoa; Echinodermata; Echinoidea; Temnopleuroida; Toxopneustidae
Product: kiSS-1 receptor-like
Exons: 1
Coding region: 1-378 (125 amino acids)
Biological process (GO): G protein-coupled receptor signaling pathway
Cellular component (GO): membrane
Molecular function (GO): G protein-coupled receptor activity
Source: RefSeq, a predicted model, not a curated record
AUGGAUUACGACGAGAGCAGUUUCGACAACUACACCGGCAACGGCACGGCGUACUACGAUGUGCCGACCAAUGUACUAUCCGUCUUCGUUCUCGCCCUUUUCGUCGUGGUCGGGAUUUUCGGUAAUUCCAUGGUGAUCUACAUCAUCAUCAAACACCGCGACAUGCGGACUGUAACCAACUAUUUUGUGCUCAAUCUGGCCGUGACCGACAUCGCCAUGCUCAUCAUCUGCGCCGUACCGACCGGGAUCGUCUAUUCCAUCAGCAUGGUAGAUUGGCCCCUUGGUGAUUUUAUGUGCCGGCUGACCGGAUACACAAUGAAUGUAAGUCCAUGUUUGUUCCGUGCAGUGUACCAUCAUGAAACCUGCAUGUACCGGUAA